Molecule: messenger RNA, 6093 nt
Organism: Cololabis saira (Pacific saury)
Lineage: Eukaryota; Metazoa; Chordata; Actinopteri; Beloniformes; Belonidae
Gene: tsc2
Product: TSC complex subunit 2
Exons: 42
Coding region: 285-5996 (1903 amino acids)
Biological process (GO): negative regulation of insulin receptor signaling pathway; negative regulation of Wnt signaling pathway; negative regulation of TOR signaling
Cellular component (GO): cytoplasm; nucleus; TSC1-TSC2 complex
Molecular function (GO): GTPase activator activity
Source: RefSeq, a predicted model, not a curated record
GAUUAGCUCGCUUGGAACUACAUGUCCCAUGAUGCACUGCGAAAAACGUGUUUUUAUAGGAAGUGCCCUGUCGAAGCAUUAGUGUGUCAUCCGGUUGGGGAGUGGAGGACUGGGAACAGGAUUCCGGCAGCAAACAGUGUUAUAUCAAUGCACAGAUGUAGACGGCUGUGUUGGCUGUAAACGGACGAUGCUGUGACCGAGAGAAGCCCAAACAGACUCUGUUCUAAUAAGGUUACCAUCGGUCCCAGCUUGCAUAAUCUGUAACCCUCCUUCGGUCCGGGGCCAUGAAUAAACAGCCAAGCAAGGAGAGCCUUAAGGACAAGGUGAAGGGGAUCUUUGGUCUGGGACCACCUCGGCCACCGAGCAAAAGCACCGAUGCCAAGCCCUCAGAGUUCAUCAUUACAAAUGACAUUCUCAAGGAGCUCCACCCAGACUGUGGUCUCAGCAACCGUGUUCGCAUGAUGAACCACAUCUGUGAUCUUGCCAAAAUGAAAAAGUUUGAGGAGAAUGCGGUGGAGGCGGUAUGGAUGGCAGUGGAGGACAUGCUGACUCCAGAGCAGCCACCAGAGGCGAGACAUGCUGUCCUCCAGCUUCUGAGGGCCAUUAUACAAGGACAGGGUGAGCGGCUCGGCCCUCUGAGAGCUUACUUUUUCAAGGUGAUCAGAGACUACCAGCCAUCCAACGAGGACCUCUCCGACAGACUGGAAGUGUUCAAGGCCUUAACUGAGAAUGGGAAGGACAUCACGUACCUGGAGGAAGACAUAGCACGGUUUGUCCUCUUGUGGAUGGACAUAGGUCUCACUGCCGACUUUCUCCAUGUUCUUGUAAAUCUGGUGAAGUUUAACAGCUGCUACCUGGACCAAAACAUCUCCAUCAUGGUUCAGAAAAUCUGUCUGCUGUGCAAUAGAACGACAUCUUCAACAGAUAUUGAGGUGGCUCUACAGGUGUUGGAUGCUGUCGUGUGUUACAACUGCCUGCCUUCAGAUUCUCUUACUUUUUUCAUCAUCACACUCUGCCGCACAGUCAACGUUAAGGAGUUUUGCGAAUCUUGCUGGAAGGUGAGUCUGAUGAGGAAAGUUCUGGGGACUCAUCUCGGCCACAGCGCUAUUUACACCAUGUGCCGCAUUAUGGAGGAGAAGGUGUACAUGGAGGAUGCACCGUUGCUGAGAGGAGCGGUAUUCUUCGUUGGGAUGGCACUUUGGGGCGCACACAGACUCCCUGCCCUCAAAAACACACCAACACUCGUUCUGCCAUCUUUCUACAAGGCCAUGUCAUGUGCCAAUGAGGUGGUGUCCCAUGAAAUCGUCCUCUCCAUCACCAGACUGAUCAAGAAGUAUGGCAAAGAGCUGCAGGUGGUCACAUGGGACAUCCUGCUGUGUGUCAUGGACCGACUGCUGCAGCAGAUUCAGACAAUAGGCAGCGUGGAGCUGAAAGCCAUCGUGUACGAGCUGCUGACCACAGUAGAAGAACUGUACGAACAGAACGGUUACCACGGCUCCACGGAGAAGUUCUUCAGUCUAGUAGAGAAGUGUGCUGACAAGAGACCUGAUGCAUCCGUGCUGACUCUUAUAUCAUAUAGGGCACAGUCUAUACAACCUGCCAAGGACGGCUGGAUCCAGAGCCUUCACCGCCUCAUGGAGAAAUUCUUUAGAAACGAGAGUCGUAGUGUGAUAAGGAUUAAAGUACUUCACAUCCUGUCCUUUGUUCUCAGUACCAACCGACAACUUUAUGAGGAUGAGCUGAUUGAAAUGGUCGUGAUCCCUCAGCUCAGCGGGAUCGCUGAAGACAGGGAUCCAGCUGUCAGGAAACAAGCUACGCAGCUUUUGGUGGAUCUUGCUGAGGGUUGCAACACGCACCACUUCACCAGCUUGCUGGAUGUUAUCGAGAGGGUGGCGAGUCGUUCUCUGGCAUGCUCUGGGUCCCUAGAGGUUUCUGACAGAGACCCUACAGCAGAGUCUCCUAUGGACGAUGUCAGGACCGCUAUCUUGGGCCUGCUGGAAAUCCUGCAGAGCAAACUUUACAGCCUGCCAGCCAGCCAUGCGAGUCGUGUUUAUGAGAUGCUUAUCAGUCACCUGCAGCUUCACUACAAGAACAAGUACUGUUCAGCUAUCGCUUCCACGAUUAGACUACAGGUGUUUGACUUCUUCCUGAUGAUGCGUGCAGACUCUCUCCACCGUAUAGGAGUUCCCAACAAGGAUGGAGCCAUUAGAUUUAGUCCGUACUGCUACUGCGACACGGGUGAAGCAGAAAAGCGCGUUUGCGAUAAGAAGCCGACAGGAUCUACGUCUCCUCCCGCUGGCAGUCCUGCUCCUGCUGCUGCUCCUCCAGCGUCGACGCCGCCGAUACGUUCUGCUUACCUUCCCUACGCACACGCCUUCAGCAUUUUACUGCAGUGCCUCAAGAUGGAGACGGAUUGGAAGGUGCUAAAGCUCGUUCUAGACAAGCUGCCUUGGACGCUGCAGUAUAAAGUGCUGCUGCGCGCAUCGCCGUGCAGCUUAGACCAGCUGUGUUCCACGCUCUGCUCCAUGGUGACAGAUCGUCUAAUCUCUGAGCGGUUGAAAAAGACCCCAGAGGGGUUUUCACGCACAGAUGUUCAGCUGGCAGUGGUUCCUGUUCUCACGGCGAUAACCUCUUACCACAACUACUUGGAACAGUCGAGACAGAGGGAGCUGGUUCAGUGCCUGGAGACUGGUCUCAUUUACCGCUGUGCCAAGCAGUGUGUGGUGGCCCUGACCAUGUGCACGGUGGAAAUGCCAGACAUCAUGAUCAAGCUCCUCCCUGCUCUCAUCGUCAAGCUCACACACAUUUCUGCAACGGUUGCCAUGGCAUCUCCUAUGCUUGAAUUCCUCUCGACUCUGGUGCGCCUCCCUCAUCUUUAUGCCAACUUUGUUGCGGAGCAGUACGUUAGUGUAUUUGCUAUCUCGCUGCCCUACACCAACCCCUCCAAGUUUAACCAGUAUAUUGUGUCCCUGGCCCAUCAUGUGAUUGCUAUGUGGUUCAUACGCUGCAGACUUCCCUUCCGCAAGGACUUUGUGCAGUACAUCACAAAGGGUUUGCGUUCCAACGCCCUGCUGCCAUUUGAUGACGGUCAUGAGCAAAGCCCGUUUCGUGCCCGGAGCACCAGCCUUAAUGAAAGGCCCAAAAGUCUGCGGGCGGCAAAAGUGGCAAAGGCAGCCGCAGCUGUAGCCAAUAGCAGCAGCUCUCCAGUUAAAGAGCUGAGGGAUCUUUCAGCCAUGGACGCUUUCCGCUCCCGCAGCAUCAGCGUCUCCGAACAUGCGGUCCGCAGGAUGCACCCCUCAACUACCACUUGCAGUUUGGGUUCUGCUGAUGAAAAUGCAGUAACUCAGGCAGACGAGGGGCUCAAAACUGUCCACCUGGAGCUGACGGAGACCUGUCUGGACAUGAUGGCCAGAUAUGUGUUUUCCAACUUCUCUGCAUUGCCAAAGAGGUCUCCCAUCGCAGAGUUCCUGUUGGCAGGAGGUCGUAGUAUGACCUGGUUGGUGGGCAACAAACUGGUGACCAUAACGACCAGCGGGGGUGUCAGAACGCAAGCGCUGUUAGGCCUGGACAUGUCUGAACGUCUGGGAGGAGGAGGGGAAAUGACCAGGUCAGAUCCGUCGCUCCACACCCGAAUGACCAAAGAGGCUCCGGCCAAAUUGGAAUCGCAGUCCAGCCAGCAGCAAAACAGGUCCACGCGCACACGCGUCCGCUCCAUUUCAGGUGGCCACGCUUUACGUGCAGGCCCUGCCCAGAGUCUCAGUCCUCUGGUGUCCCCCUCUGAAGGAGAGUUGACUACUCCUCUUUCUCCCUCCACCGGUCCCCCCCUGGAUAGCACGGGCCCUCCAUCCUCCAGCUCGACUGCCCCAUCUGCUCCUCCUCCUCUCAAAGACAACCCGAGCCUUGCUGAGUUUGUCCCAAUGCUCACACAAGGCUGGGCAGAGAUCUUUAUACGCAGACCUUCAGGUAACACGAGCUGGCUGAUGUGUCUGGAGAACCCGCCCAGCCCCUUUUCCUCCGAGCUCGGCAACAUGCCCCUGCAGGAGCUCUCCAGUGUCUUGAUGGCAAUGGAGGGAGUGAAGGAGGCUCCCGCCCAGACGGCCAGCGCUCCAGCCAGCACGGCCGCUCCGGCGCCCACAUCCAUCACCGAACCCUUAACUCAAACCCACAGUAGCGUUGGAGGGAAGCCGCACCUGAUUCAGCGCUCCAACACCGUGGGCGGCUCUCUCUGGUCUCUGGGUGUGGGCAGUGCCCACCCAGGCCCUCCAGCUCCUGGCAGGUUGCACAGGAGCAUUUCCUGGGCAGAUUCGGUGGUUGUGCUGGAGGAGGGAUCAGGGCUCACCUCGGCAAACACCACGCCUGAUUGGAUGGAGAGCGAAGAGUUUGAGACGUUGCCUUCCGACCCCAUAUUUAUGUCUGCCGAGAAGUUCACCAAGACUCCGCCACCAGGAACGCUCAGCAGGUCGUCUUCCACGUCCAGUCAAGAUGAUGAAAAGUCAACUCUGGAAGAAGUGAGUGAAGGAGCAAUUCCCAUCGAUCAGCCCACUGUGGGUCCGUCCACCCCCGGGAGCCAGGGCCCUGAACUUCCGUUUCAGAGCCACUCUCAGUCCCAGGGUCACGGACUCAACAAGUCCAGCUCCUCUCCAGAGCUGCAGACGUUGCCCGAGGCCUUCACCAAGGCGGCUCUGGAGUCCGAGAGUGCGCUGGGCGAAGCUCCUCGACCCCGGGCACCUUCAGAAGGCAAGCCUCAGGUGCAGCAGGCCCAUUUUGAGAAGGACAAAGUGGAGGGAGGCGCAGGAGGAGACGUCAACGGACUGGGGGGCCAGAACCAAGGCGGAGAAGGCUCGGGGUCUUCAUCUCAGAGCGGAGGAGUGAUGAGAUUGGCUUUUCCAGCAGCGCCAGCGCCAUCAGGCCCCAUCUCUCCCGGCGGAGGCCACCGACCCCGUGGUCACACCAUCUCUGUGUCAGCCCCCUCCUCCAGGAGAGAGAGAAGGACAGAUAGGGACUCCUACCACAGUCGACCCGGACCCAGUAGCAACACGGAAAAAAUCGCUGGACUGAGUCCCAGCUUUGUCUUCCUGCAGCUGUACCACUCUCCGUUCUUUGGGAAUGAAGCCAACAAGCCGCUGCUGUUGCCCAAAACUCAGGUGAUAGACCGUGCUGUGAAGGUCCUGGACCAGAUGCCUCCUUAUGACACCCAUAAGAUCGGAGUUGUGUUUGUAGGAGCUGGUCAGGUCAACAACGAGGUGGCCAUUCUGUCGAAUGAAUACGGCUCGAACCGCUACGCCGCCUUCCUCACAGGCCUGGGGAAAUUAAUCCACUUGAAGGAUUGUGACCCCGACCAGAUCUUCCUUGGAGGACUUGACCAGUAUGGAGAUGAUGGAGAGUUCACCUACUGCUGGCAUGACGACAUCAUGCAGGCAAUUUUCCACAUUGCCACUCUGAUGCCAAACCGAGAGAGUGACAAAGGGUGCUGCAAUAAAAAGCGACACAUUGGCAAUGACUUUGUUAUGGUGGUGUACAAUGACUCGGGAGAAGAAUACAAACUGGGCACUAUCAAGGGCCAGUUUAACUUUGUGGAGGUCAUUAUCAAACCACUGGAUUAUGAAUGUAAUCUUGUCACCCUCCAGUGCCGCAAAGAUCUCGAGGGCUUAGUAGACACGACGGUGGCAAAGAUCGUCUCAGACCGAAACCUGCCACUGUUAGUUAGGCAGAUGGCCCUGCACGCAAACAUGGCGUCUUUGGUUCACCAAUACAGAGCUAACCCCUCCGACGCGUACGCUUCCAAGUGGCUGGCAAGGUUACGACACAUCAAGAGGAUCAGGACCAGGGCCCAAGAAGAUAUCCAGUCUCGGGCAACACCUGGUAUUUCAUUAACCCAGGGACACACGCAACAGACAAAGUCUUUCCAGCAGAGCAUGCCGGCAUCCAACCCAGAGACCUCUGGGCAAAGAAAAAGACUUGUUUCCACUGUGGAUGAUUUCACCGAUUUUGUCUGAACUCGUGUCUUGUCCUGGUAGACGCACUCACACAGACGGGGUCUAAGCUUGUAUAUGUAAUUAAAAAGUGAUAUUUAAAAAUAAAAAAAAUUAAAAA